Messenger RNA from Lactuca saligna, 1539 nucleotides. The record is from the annotation of a GenBank genome assembly. Lineage: Eukaryota; Viridiplantae; Streptophyta; Magnoliopsida; Asterales; Asteraceae.
AUGGAGUCACGGAUGAUGAGUGCAAAACAUUUUGUUAGGAAUUUUGAUCAGCGCAACCUUCCGCCUGCAACCGAUCUUCUCUUCCGCCAAGCUAUGGCGAUCCCCGCCGUACCCAAACGUAAAUCCCCAAAGAGAAGAUCAGAGACUUUUAUCCAUAAGUUUUACAAGAAUCCCAAAAUCCCCUUCGCUUUUGCUUUGCUUCUCGCCGAUGCCGUCCUUACCGCCCUCAUCAUCGCCUAUGUUCCUUAUACAAAGAUUGAUUGGGAUGCUUACAUGUCGCAGGUUGAUGGAUUUAUUGAAGGAGAGAGAGAUUACAGCAAUCUGAAAGGGGACACAGGACCUUUGGUUUAUCCUGCUGGCUUUCUUUAUGUUUACUCUGCCAUACAAUAUGUUACAGGAGGCCAGGUCUAUCCUGCCCAGAUCCUGUUUGGCUUUCUCUACAUUGUGAACCUUGGAAUAAUGUUAUUCAUUUAUGUGAAGACUGAUGUGGUACCUUGGUGGGCUCUGACUUUGCUUUCUUUAUCCAAAAGAUUGCAUUCAAUCUUCGUGCUUCGUCUGUUCAACGACUGUUUUGCAAUGACUCUUCUGCAUCUUUCCUUGGUUCCACUCCUUUAUCAGAAAUGGCAUCUGGGUUUGAUUGUCUUCAGUGCAGCUGUUUCAGUGAAGAUGAACGUGCUUCUUUUUGCUCCAUCAUUGUUCCUUCUCAUGCUCAAGGGCAUGGGCAUUAUGGGGGUGAUAUCGGCUUUAACAGGAGCUGCAUUAGUGCAGAUUCUAUUGGGGUUACCAUUUCUGUGGUCUUAUCCAAUUGCAUAUCUAUCAAACGCCUUCAAUCUUGGACGCGUCUUUAUCCACUUCUGGUCUGUCAACUUCAAAUUUGUCCCGGAACCAAUAUUUGUGUCGAAGAAGUUUGCUCUCAUCUUACUAUUUGCUCAUCUCGCUCUUCUUGCCCUUUUUGCACAUUAUAGGUGGUGCAAGCAUGAAGGAGGAUUAGUCUCUUUCUUGCGUUCUAGAUUCCUUCAAAAGCAGCUCAAAACCUUUCCUCCUAAUAAAACUCACAAUUCUAUCUCUGGAUUACAGCUUCUUAAAAGAGAGCAUAUUGUUACAACCAUGUUUACUGGCAAUUUUAUUGGCAUCGUUUGUGCUCGCUCUUUGCACUAUCAAUUCUACUCCUGGUAUGUCUGCAGCCUACCAUAUCUUUUGUGGAGAACAUCCUUUCCAAAUAUAGUGCGGGUGCUGUUGUUUGCAGGGGUGGAGGUGUGCUGGAAUGUUUUCCCCUCCAAUGUCUACUCCUCCAUGGCGCUUCUUUCUUUACAUGUACUAAUCUUGUGGGGUCUAUGGAGGGCUCCAUCUGAGUAUCCAUAUCAAAAUCACAGAUUGCAGAAGAUCAAGUGAAACUUGUUUUCAUUUUUUUUUUUUUAGGUUUCAAAAUGUUUUUCUUUUGUUUGUUUCUAUUAUCAUCCACAAUCUCAUCGUUGUUCCUUAGAAUGACACAAACAAACCUAUGCAUUUUCUGUUUGGCUUCUUCCUAUUAAUGGAGUU